AUGCCCGAAAGGACUAGCGAAAGCAAGGCUAAGGCACCUUGCCAGCCACAAUCACUUCCAGACCGCGUCAUCGCCAUCCUCGACGACUUUAUCAAGGAUGAACGCAAGCGUGACUUUUCUUUCUUAGGAAAAUAUAGUCACUGCUACAAGGAUACAAAAAGCCUUCUUCAAGUCGAACUGGCUAGCCAAUACGACAUCGCCGCCAUCAAGAACAAAGACGAUGACUUUGAAAAUGCCGGCUGGUACACCUUCGCUGAGUCGAUUGACGCUUCGCGUCGCACAGUCGCCAUCAGCAUUCUGGACGAGGAAGAUGUGAAGGUCGAGACCAUGACGAUCGGGACCGGGGCAAGCAACAUGCGUGAUGCGGCAUCGUGGAUACGCAACACCUACUGCACUGAUCUCCAAAAGACAUGGCCCAAGAAGUUUUCUGCCAUACAUUACGACGAGCAAAGAAAGUGGUGGAUAAAGACGGGUAAAUUUUUCAAGCUCCUUGAACUCCCUCUCGAGUUGCGUGAGGAAAUCUACCGUCACGUCCUCGAACCCGUCGUUGUACCCGACAUCGUGACGGAGGGCACAAGACGCUUCAUCCUUGGUGUCGGGUUGGCCUUCGGGCCCGCCAGCGUCGCUGAACGCAACCGUGACCCAGACGUCCCCCGCCCCAACCUCAACAUCAUGUACGUCAACAAGCAGGUCUGCAGGGAAUCCAGCGCGUUCGCAUAUCGCGAGUCGAUCAAGCGAUUCACCUCGCUGUACUCACGUCUCGGUAGGGGCCCCAAACACUUUCUGUUCAAGAUAUGGCAGCACGCCCUCAACUUCCCACCGGAACUUGCUCUCCAAACAGGGUUUCUGCGGCACAUUCAGCUUGAAAUGGAUGCGGUUGAGUAUUUCGCGUGCAUCGGGAUUUAUCCGAGCAGCACAUAUCCGCUUCGUGCCAAGACUCCGCAUUCCUUGAAGCUCACUGAGCUGGCACUGUUAACUGGGCUUCAGACGCUCGACCUGUGGUUCGUCAGUCCGAAACAUCGAGUCGCGAGGUGUCCGUGGGCGCUGGCGAGUUCGGAUAGGAGACCCCAUGCUUGUCAGAAGAAGUGGAUUGAGUUUUGGAUUGUUAUGGCGUGGGAUGUGCUACGCGAUCUACGUACAACCAAGGGGGUGAGGAUUAGUUUCAACGGGUGCAUCAAGACGUCCACGGUGGACUUUUGGGAGUCCAAGCUUAACGCUGCGGGAGAUGGGGAAACGGUAAUGGUGGAAAGUAUGAAGCUGGAGAUAUUGCAGGAGAUUGCCCCUCGGAUUCGAAGAGGUGAAAUAGAGUUUCCGUGUCGCUGCACGUAUCCGUGCGCGGGCACGAGUGUGGAGUUGCCGGUCAAUUUCAAGGAUGAUGAGGAUCCGCGGUUGGAAUCUGUCGAGGGCUGGCAGGGUAUACUUGAUAAGGCGUAUUGGGAUUUUGACGAUUGA
Bipolaris victoriae FI3 is the source of this 1452-nucleotide messenger RNA. RefSeq lists its product as hypothetical. The transcript has a single exon. The coding region runs from base 1 to 1452 and encodes 483 amino acids. The record is from RefSeq and is a predicted model, not a curated record. Lineage: Eukaryota; Fungi; Ascomycota; Dothideomycetes; Pleosporales; Pleosporaceae.